GCAUCCAUGGAUAUUUCCAGCAUGAUUUCUGAUACGCGCUGUUUCUGCGGUGAUAAUUUUUCCCGGCGCAAUGCAGUGAUGACCGGUCAGCCACCUCCAAGCUACUCAUGUAAUCGUUGCGGCUUGACAGGUCAUUGGAUCAAAAGUUGCCCAACGUUGAAUAUGAAAAGAACGACGGGAAUUCCGAAAGAUGAAUUAAUCGAGACGACGCCGGAUGACCCGCAAGCAAUGUUAACUUCUAGUGGAACUUUUGCAGUUCCAAUAAUGCAUAAGCAGGCAUAUCUUAUUGGCAAGAAGGAAAAGCCACCUUUUAAGCGUGAAAUACCUCCUGAAUUGUUGUGUACUUUGUGUAGCGAUUUACUCAAAGAUGCUGUCUUGAUACCAUGUUGUGGCUAUAGUUUUUGCGACGAAUGUAUUCGAAAUCAGUUGCUUGAAUCGGAUAAUCAUGAAUGCCCUAACUGUCAUGAAAAAGGUAUUAGUCCAGUGUCACUUAUUCCAAACGGUAAGCUGCGACAGGCUGUGGACAGUUACCAGAACGAAUCCAGUUACUCGCACGCGCGUUCCAAUCUGCCGCUAAGUGACGAGUCGAACAGCCACGUAGCUAAUCCGACCAUCAGCGGAAUAAGGUAG
Messenger RNA from Soboliphyme baturini, 630 nucleotides. The record is from the annotation of a GenBank genome assembly. NCBI's taxonomy places the organism in Eukaryota, Metazoa, Nematoda, Enoplea, Dioctophymatida, Soboliphymatidae.